Raphanus sativus (radish) is the source of this 2004-nucleotide messenger RNA. RefSeq lists its product as uncharacterized. The record is from RefSeq and is a predicted model, not a curated record. The transcript has 6 exons. The coding region runs from base 606 to 1853 and encodes 415 amino acids. Gene Ontology annotation, molecular function: lipid binding. NCBI's taxonomy places the organism in Eukaryota, Viridiplantae, Streptophyta, Magnoliopsida, Brassicales, Brassicaceae.
AUAUUAUCAAAAAUAUCUUGAAGUGUUAAAAAAACUGAGAUGAAUUUUAUCAUGAAUAUACACAAUAAACAAUACAUUUUUUUGUUCGAACUUAUAUAACAAUUAUUAGUUUAUGACAAAAAAAAAUAUUAGCUUAUGAUUUUUUAUGGAACAAUAUUCUUGGUUUUAAAAAGCGAAUGCCUUCAUCGCCAUGACGCUUGGCGAGGUGUAGCGGUGUGCCCAUCGCACUGACACCUGAAAGCCAGGCGAGGUACACAUAGCGUUCGCUAUUGAGCGUUUUAGUAUUAUUCAUAAGUCGCUUUUUAGCGACGCCUCACUGAUUCCCUUCUCAAACCAACUUGAUUUGUACAUAUUUUGGUUACUAAACCAACUUUGGUUUAAUACAUAAUCUCUAGUAAAUAAUAAUAACAAAAAGGAAGUAAACUGUAACAAAAAAAAUAACAUAAAAGGACCAGAAAGAAAGAAAAAUCUCAAGUCCGAACAGGCUAGAAAAACCCGAACCAUUUGUAAUGAUUCGCGGCUGCCUUUGCCACUCUGCAACCUAAACCAGACGAGUCGAGUCCCACGCGCGAAUAUACAAACACCGUGAGAGAUUCGGGAUAACGAUGAAUAGUGGCAACGUCCUAUCGAAGUUGGCUCUAUGCUUCUCCUCUUCCGAGGUCUUUUUCCGGCGAGCUUACGGCGAUGAUGGAGUCUUUCGUUAUUGCUCUGCCACCAUCUUCGCACUUAUCUUCAUUCUUCUCUGCCAGAUUCUCCGGAAAGUUCGAUUCUUUAGUCAUGUUCCUUCUUCUUCUUCUUCUUCUUCUUCUUCUUCUUCUUCUUCUUCUUCUUCUUCUUCUUCUUCCUCUGCUGUAUCAGCUUCUCAAUCUCUGAUGAGCUCCCAAUCAAGAAUCUCCACACUUGUUUCUGAUGAAGACCUAAAAGACCUUAUUGAAAAACUGGGGGAGAGAAGUGAUGAUACCGAGAUUUGGGAGGAUGUUAUUCAGAAAAGCAACCCUCGCGUGUCUUACACUGCCAAAUGCUGCAAACCACAAGAUGGUGGUCCUAUGAAGUACUUAAGCACCACGGUGUUUGAGGACUGCUCGCCAGAGGUUCUGAGGGACUUUUACAUGGACAAUGAGUACAGGAAACAGUGGGAUAAGACUGUGGUCGAGCAUGAGCAGUUGCAGGUUGAUAGUAACAGCGGAAUAGAGAUUGGUCGCACCAUAAAGAAGUUUCCUUUGUUGACACCAAGGGAGUAUGUGUUAGCUUGGAGGUUGUGGGAGGGGAAAGAUAAGUUUUAUUGUUUCAUCAAGGAAUGUGAUCACAAUAUGGUGCCGCAGCAGAGGAAGUAUGUACGUGUAAGUUAUUUCAGAUCUGGUUGGCGAAUCAAGAAAGUUCCUGGUAGGGAUGCUUGUGAGAUCCACAUGUUUCACCAGGAAGAUGCUGGAUUAAAUGUUGAGAUGGCGAAGCUUGCUUUCUCAAGAGGCAUAUGGAGUUACGUUUGUAAGAUGGACAGUGCGCUUCGUAAGUACAUUGCAGCCAGUCAUAGACCCCAAGGGCCCACUAUAUCUGCUGUUAGCUUAAUGCAAAAGAUUCCAUCAGAGUUAGAGAAUCAGACAGAUGACAUCACAAACUCCUCGGGAACUAUCAUUACAGGUGAAGGAGCCAAAAGGAAGAAACUGUUGACAAAGCCUUCGAAGAAACAGUUAGCAAAGGGUCUGUUACUCGUGGGAGGUGCGGUUGGUAGUGCAGUUUGCCUGUCUCGUGGUCACUCCGCCUUAGGUGCAAAGGUUGCAUUGGCUUACUUCUUGACAAAGCUGAGAAAGCGUGGAGCUCAGCAGAGUCAGACUUCCCAGAACGUUGGUAUUUAACUCGUGUAUAGAUUUUGUUUGAUGAAACAUAUGCGACUCCUCCUAAGCUUGUGUGAUAGGAGAGUUGUUUGUAGAAGUGAUUUGACGUGUGAAUACUGUCACAUAAAAAAGAUAUAUUAUGCGAUGGCUCUGACCAUAUGAGCUCUGUAUC